Messenger RNA from Zonotrichia albicollis (white-throated sparrow), 3881 nucleotides. NCBI's taxonomy places the organism in Eukaryota, Metazoa, Chordata, Aves, Passeriformes, Passerellidae. The record is from RefSeq and is a predicted model, not a curated record.
GGCCGGCAGUGGGCGGGGCCGCCGCAGCCGCGGGAGCCGCCGAGAGCGGGAUGGGUCCGGCCGGGCUGCGCCGCGCCCGCGGACUUAUAGCAAGAAUCCCUGUUGCUUUGAGAAGCACAAUGACCAUCUCACAGCUCUGUUUGGAGGAGAGGGCAUAGAAAGUCUGCUGCCACUGCACUCUGCCGAGGUGUGUGGUAAAAAUGGUGCAGAAAUACCAGUCCCCAGUUCGAGUCUACAAAUACCCUUUUGAGCUGGUCAUGGCAGCCUACGAGAAACGCUUUCCUACGUGCCCAGAGAUCCCAGUGUUCCUGGGGAGUGAAAUCCUGCACGAAUCCCGGAGCGAGGACGGAGCCAUCCACGUCAUCGAGCGCAGCUGCAAGCUGAACGUGGACGCUCCCAGGCUGCUGAAGAAGAUUGCAGGGGUGGAGCACGUGUUCUUCAUCCAGAGGAACACGGUGAACUGGAGGGAGCGGACGCUGCGCAUCGAGGCCCACAACGAGACCUUUGCCAACAGGGUGGUGGUCAGGGAGACCUGCAGCUACUCAGUUCACCCUGAGAAUGAGGACUGGACCUGCUUUGAGCAGUCAGCCUCCCUUGACAUCAAAUCCUUUUUUGGCUUUGAAAGCACCGUGGAAAAAAUUGCCAUGAAGCAGUACACCUCCAACAUCAAGGCAGCCCCUGCCCGCCCCCCGAGCCUGCCAGCCCCGACGGUGACAAACUGGACGCUGACUACAUCGAGCGCUACCUGGGCCAGCUGACCCCGCUGCAGGAGAGCUGCCUGAUCCGCCUGCGCCAGUGGCUCCAGGAGACCCACAAGGGAAAGAUCCCCAAGGAUGAGCACAUCCUGCGGUUCCUGCGCGCCCGCGACUUCAACAUCGACAAAGCGCGGGAGAUGCUGUGCCAGUCGCUGGCCUGGCGCAAGCAGUACCAGGUGGAUCUCAUCCUGCAGUCCUGGAGACCCCCAGCCCUGCUGCAGGAGUACUACACUGGGGGCUGGCACUACCAGGACAAAGAUGGGCGGCCGCUCUACAUCCUCCGCCUCGGGCAGAUGGACACCAAGGGUUUGGUGAAGGCCCUGGGAGAGGAGUCCCUGCUGCGACACGUUCUGUCCAUUAAUGAGGAGGGACAGAAGAGAUGUGAGGAAAACACCAACAUCUUCGGCCGCCCCAUCACAUCCUGGACGUGCCUGGUGGACUUGGAAGGGCUCAAUAUGAGGCACCUGUGGCGGCCUGGGGUGAAGGCCCUGCUCAGGAUCAUCGAGGUGGUGGAGGACAACUACCCUGAGACCCUGGGGAGGCUCCUGAUUGUGAGGGCACCGCGGGUCUUCCCUGUGCUCUGGACCCUGGUCAGUCCCUUCAUCAAUGAGAACACAAGGCAGAAGUUCCUCAUCUACAGUGGCAAUAACUACCAGGGCUCAGGAGGGCUGGUGGAUUAUGUGGACAAGGAUGUGAUCCCAGACUUCCUGGGAGGAGACUGCAUGUGCACUGUCUCAGAGGGGGGGCUGGUCCCCAAGUCCCUGUACCAGAGCGAGGACGAGCCCGAGAACUCGGAUCACAUCCGCCUGUGGACAGAAACCAUCUACCACUCUGCCAGUGUCCUCAGAGGAGCCCCACACGAGAUACUCGUGGAGAUCCUGGAGGGGGAAUCUGUCAUCACCUGGGACUUUGACAUCCUGAAGGGAGAUGUGGUGUUCAGCCUCUUCCACUCCAAACGAGCUCCUGAGCCAAGUCACAAAGAAGCCACAGCACCAAGUCCCUGUGGUGCAGGGGACAACGUGCAGCUCAUUGACAAGAGCUGGGUGCUGGGGGUGGAUUACAGCAGGGUGGAGUCUCCCCUGGUCUGCAGGGAAGGAGAGAGCAUCCAGGGCUCCCAUGUCACUCGCUGGCCUGGCUUCUACAUCCUGCAGUGGAGGAUGCACGGGCCCCUGCCCUGCUCCAGCUCCAGCCUGCCCCGUGUGGACGAUGUCCUGGCCUCCCUGCAGGGCUCCAGCCACAAGUGCAAGCUCAUCUACUACUACGAGGUGCUGGCCUCCAAGGACUUCAGGGGAUCCAUGUCCAGCCUGGAAUCCUGCACCAGUGGCUUUUCCCAGCUGAGUGGAGUCACCACAUCUUCCAGCCAGUCCCAGAGCAGCUCCCACCUCUCCAGAUAGCAGAGCCAGGGCUGCAGCACCAGGGGCACCCAAACCAAAGAGCUCCAGGGCUGAGCCGUGGGGCAGCCACAGCCCUUUGGACACAGAGAGGCCUCUGGGGGCUGCUUCAACCACAAAAACUGAAAUUCCAAGGGCAGGUUUAGGGGUUUGGGCUCAGCUGCCUGCUCCUCAGUAGCCUCCUUCACCACCUGUGGGUUUGCAGGACCCCACUCCACUCCAAAGGGCUCUUUUCAGUUCUUUCCCCCAGAGGAGGCUGAUGUUGCCUUACCUGCUGCCCCUUGAGGGAAUUCCUGGGGGGCAAAACAAGGGAAUGUCCUGGGUGCCCACAGGGUUCUGCUCCCACACUGGGCAGUCAGGGGGGCAUUCCAGGGGCAGGGCCUUGGCAGGACCUCCCAACACCUGGGUACAGGCAGCAUGGCUCAGAAAUCACUUCCAGGCCAAACCAAAAACUCUCCUGGUCUGGCAGGAUGCUCUGGGAAAUGUGUUGGAUUUUUGUAACCCUGCUGAGAAACAAAGUUAAAAGGUUUUUGGGUUUUUUUUUUUUUUUUUUUAGAAAUUCCAGGCAUUGAAUCUGCCUGCAGUGAGUGGCAUCUUCCAAACUAUUGUUUCUUUUUACUCAGGUUUACAGCAAUAAUGGGUAGGUCUGUCCCAUUCCCAAGUGGAUGGGAACUGAAUCCAGUCCUAAAGGGCUAAGAAAAGCAAUAUUUGAUUUCCUGUAGGCACAAGAUUUACUGGCAGUAUUACAGAACUUGCUUCUUCUAAACAUGAGCUCACUUGAAACCAUUCAGAGUGGCAUGUAUGUAUGUAAGCACUUACUGAAGCCUAUUUAUUCUAUACUAGCUUAUUUUAAAUUAAUUUUUAACUUAUUAUGUCAGAAAUGACUAUUUAUUAAAUACAGUCACCUUUUUUAAUGGGAUGAACUUUGUUUUAGAAAGGAAUAAUUGAUUGUCUUCAAUCCCAAGCAAUCUUUCUGCUUGGGUCCUGAUCUUUGUGAUCAGUGGAUGUUCUUGCAAAAGGGCUGCAUUGGGUAAGGGCUUGUGUCACCUUCCUUGCAAGGAAAGGUGAGAGUCCAGUGCUUUUUUAGAUUGUUUUUUAGGAUUAAGAAACGAGGAUAUAGUUCAGGAGUUGGCAUAAAGAUGCACUGUCUUCCUACACACCAAAAAUGCCAUGUUUGUCCCUAAUCUCUGAUUGUUCCUGUAGUCAGGUUGGGGAGCAAAGUUAUCCAUGUUCUUGUCCAGGUGAAAAAAUGAUGAGAGCAGGUGUCAAAACUCACCAAGUUUUUAUUCAGGAAUCUGUGAAGUUGUUCCUUCCCACCCUGUUUUUUUAUAAUCACUGGUUUUGAAGCACCAGGCUCUGCCAAAUGAGAAAAGAGCCAAAAUAUUUGGGACAAUGGGAGACCAAGAACUUGUCAUGGGGUUUUUUAAGGAUUGGAGCCAAGGGAAUCACUCUGCACCUUGCAUCUCUCCCUGUGAACAGGUAACUUGGUUAUGUAGAGCUCAGGGAAGUUCUGAUUUCCAGUUCUCAGUUGUUCCAUAGACUUUCAUGUUUCUCCCAGACAAAUGAAACUUCUGUCUCUGGCAUUUCAGCAUAACUGGAGUCUGAUAAAGAGGGACAAAUGUAAAUGUAAUUCCUACAUUUCCUCUGGAAAGUCGGGAAUUCUGGAAGCAGAAGUGGAUGUGUGUAUCCCUCAUGGAAAAUCCUUGACCCAGAAUAAAAUCUAAUUUAGAAACAG